Molecule: messenger RNA, 250 nt
Organism: Rhizophagus irregularis DAOM 181602=DAOM 197198
Lineage: Eukaryota; Fungi; Glomeromycota; Glomeromycetes; Glomerales; Glomeraceae
Source: RefSeq, a predicted model, not a curated record
AUCAUUAUAUUAAAGAUGUUUUACUUCUUUAUUAUCUUUAUAUCUUUCUUGCGUCCUUUUGUUUCGGCACAAUUAUCAAAUGAUUAUACACAAGAAGAAUUCUCAAGUUAUAUUAAUGUUUUAAUUGGUUUCAUGGUCUCAUUCGUUAUUUUUGUAUUAGUAGACAAGAAUUAAAAUUAAUUGUAACUGCUGCGUAAAUUUAUAAUUUUUAAAGCGAGAAUAAGACAGAAUUAAAUUAUAAAAUUUUUAG